AUGCGACUUCUCAGCUUCAACGGCAAUCGCCUGGUGUGCACCAAAGAUCUCAUCGACGAGCCUCCACCAUAUGCGAUUCUCUCUCAUACCUGGGGUGGUGAUGAUGAUGAAGUCACCUUUAGCGACAUUACUGCUGAUGGGCUAUCCUACUUCUGGAUAGAUACUUGUUGUAUUGACAAGUCGAAUAGUACAGAGCUUCAAAGGGAGAUCAACUCUAUGUUCCGACUAUACAAAAACGCUGCCAAGUGCUACGUAUAUCUGUCUGAUGUAACAAAACACGGAGAUAUUGACCAUCUCGAUUCCUCACCUAUACCGAGUUGGGAGCCCUCCUUUCGCAAAAGUCGGUGGUUUACUCGGGGUUGGACUUUACAAGAACUCUUAGCCCCCGCGACGGUGGAAUUCUAUUCAUCUGAAUGCGCGCAUCUUGGAAGCAAAGCGUCACUGCUGAGAGAAAUUUAUGAGAUUACUGAAAUCCCAAUCGAUGUGCUUCGAGGACGCCGGCUGUCUCAGAUUAGUAUCGACAAGCGGAUGGCAUGGUCAGAGAAACGUUCGACAACUUAUCCCGAAGAUAAGGCCUACUCCCUCCUGGGCAUCUUUGGUGUCUAUAUACCGCUUAUAUAUGGAGAAGGGCAGGAUAAUGCAUUUGCACGUCUUCGGCGUGCAAUUAAUGAGCAAGAUCACUUUUCUAAAGAGACGAGAGAUCGCCUCCUGGGGUGGCUCCCAUACAUUGACCAGCAACGCUUUUACACCGAAUCCCGAAGCGCUAGGAAACCCAGUGCUAGUACAGGCAGCUGGUUUGUGAAUAGACACAUUGUCCCAUGGAUGAAAGAAAGGUCUUUACUUUGGUUGCAUGGAAAAGCAGACGCAGCGGGAUCGGGAAAGACGAUUAUGACGUCCAAAGUUAUCGAGUAUCUCGAGAUUAUGAAUGAUAGUAUGCUUGCAUAUUAUUACUUUUCGUUUCGGAACAAGGACUCUCAAAGUCUUCGGAAUAUGAAAUGUGCCAUUUUGGUACAGAUUCUAAAGGGGCUUUCUGUUCCUCAUCCCGAUAACGAGAGCAAGUUCUUCAUUCCUCGAGCUUUUCGAAGUCUUUAUGACACUCAUUUCCCAUCCAAGACCCCUCCGAUGGAAGAGUUGGACUCUGUACUAAUAGAAGUCAUCGAUCUAUCCGAGGAAACAUUUCUUAUAAUCGAUGCGUUGGAUGAAUGCGACUCAGAGUUUGUUAGAGGCGAAGUUAUUACUUUCUUGGCCAGCUUGCUCGGAAAGGUCAAAUCAAAGCUUCAUAUUCUCAUCACAAGCCGCUUAGAGGUCGAUAUUGAGACAAAAAUAUCACAGAUAUCUAUCCCGACAAGUUCGGUAGCUCUCCACGCUACAGAUGUUGACCGGGAUAUACGCAAACAUUUACGAGCCCUGAUGAGAGAAGAGGAUUCAUUUAGAGCUUGGUCUCAUGCUCUUAAGAAAAGGGUAGUAGAACACCUUGUCGAAAAUGCGGACGGCGUCUUCCGCUGGGCAGAUCUCCAAAUACAGGGACUGAGGGGCAAAACGCGAGAAAUCGACGUAAACCGAGCGCUGAAACGACUUCCUCGCGACUUGGGCGAAACCUAUAGCCGCAUUCUUCAGCGCAUUGAUCUGAACAACUACAAACUCGAGGCCAUGGCUGUUCUCAGAUGGCUCGCAUGUUCAACGAGACCUCUGAAUCUCGCCGAGAUUGCGGAGCUGGCAGUUUUUGACGUGGAAGAAAGUGAUGAAGCGAACCUGUUGCCUUCUUCUAGCGAGUACGAGGUAUCCUGCGUAUAUCAAAACCGCUUUACCUCGGCCUCGGAGGUCUUGAACAUUCUUUCCGGGCUCGUCAUAAGCACACAGCUAUCUGACAAGGAUCCGCAGCCGCACAACAGCAUCGUCUCAUUCUCUCAUUUCUCAGUUAAAGAGUACCUGCAAUCAAACCAGGUCGAGCCUUCGUAUUUCAAGUUGAUAUUGAGCGAUUGUCAUUGGUUUGUUUUAAAAAGCAGUUUCUCUUACAUGCGAGCCUUCGACAUUGCAGUGAGAGAUAAGCAAAGCUCGAGAAAUUGCCCUCUUCUUCUCUAUGCGUGCUUUUCAAUAUGGGGACAUGCUAAAGAGCCUGAAGUCUUUUUCGCCAAGGGCGAUAAGGGAGAGAGUCUGCUCGCCUCAUUCAUUGCCACUUACGUUCAAGAGUACGGGUAUGCCAUUUCGGUGGCCCUUGAACGUGCAUUCCUAAAUUCACAGCGUAUUCCAGAGGAUGUUUCGCAGUUUAUUCGACACUUCAUCGAGAUGGGGGCUCACAGCUUGUCGACAUAUUCUCAAAUUUACUCAGCAGUUGCUCUUGCAGACUGUAAUCUCAUCAAUUUGCUCCUUAGUUGCAAUUUAGAUGCUCCAUAUGACAUUUUACUGAGAGCAACUCUGGACUUUAACCAGCCAACGGACAUUCAAGUCAAAAAGUCUACAAUAACCGUUGAUUCCGAUAAACAGCUUCAAUUCUCCCCUGUGUCAGGCGUUGUACAGACUGUCGUUAACCAAAUGACCAAGAUCUCUCUUCUGGAGAGUGGCUCUCAAAGGUCACCAUCAUCACGAACUAAUACAGAAAAUCGCAUCGCUGUAUGGAAAAUGCUCCAAGCAGAACCUCAAGUUCAAUUAAACGCUAAAGAUCGUGACGGGAAGACACCACUGCUCUUGGCAGCGAUACACGGCGACAAAGACUUUUUUAAGUAUUUGUUUGCGCAAGAUGGCAUUGAGACAGAUGUACAAGAAAGUCAUGGAUGGGACCUUCUAACCUGUGCCCUAUUGGGUAAAAACACUACCAUCAUCAAGAUGAUACUUGGCCGGGGUAACUUUGAUCUAGACCAUAUGGAUCUCUAUGGCCGAACAAAUUUCGAAUGGAGCACCCAUUUGGGGUUACACGCGGUUCUAGCAUCUGCAUCAAUGAUACCAGAAGUUUCUCGUCAAACCUCCGAGAUGCGCCAGAUUCCAUUCACAGUCGUUAAAGAAAUAGCUACCGAUGGGGAAGUGUGGGCGUGCAUAUUCUCACAAGACGGCUCACGACUAGCUCUUUGCCUUUCCUCCAAUAAGGCUCUGAUCUUUGAUCUUCAAAAAGACGAAUUACAAAGCACCUUGGACCACGAAAAGCCCGUUACUAAAGCGUCCUGGAGUCCGGACGACUCGUUGAUUGUGACCCUCAGCCUUGAUGGUAAGCCAAGAUUAUGGGAUUCCGAGAGUGGAGUGCUGGUCAAAAUAUUACCUCUGCAUCAUGAAGUCGGAAUGGGAUGCCAUUGGUCACUUGACGGCAGAUAUGUCAUUUUGACUUCCUUGAGUGACACACUUGGUAUCGUGACUAUGGAGAUAUCUGAUGGUCAUUAUCGCCCAUGGAUCGAAGUUCAAGGUCUUCGCGUCCAAUCUAGUGCCAUGUCAAGAGAUGGAAAGUGGCUUGUGGCCAUAACAUAUACAAAAGAGCUGCUCAUCUUUCAAGUUGCGGCUGCGGAGCUAGCAACCAAAAUCUCUCUAUCAGAGCGCCCAUCUUGGGUUUCUAUCAGCGAUGGCCUCGGCCUUAUUCUUAUGGGAUACGUUGAUGGGGGGUUCGAUAUUCGGCUUCUUCCAAGCGGCGAAGUCAUUCAGCAACGUCCUGGAAUAAGCAACACUGAUUUUCUGUUGCAAGGAUCUGUAGGGGGAGAAAAUGAUACAUUUCUCUUGAGGGCCGAAGAAAACGGUUAUAUAAGCAUCUGGGAUCUAAAUUCGGGAACUCUUGCAGGGCUCGAACACGGCCACUAUCCUGAACGAACAAACUAUGCCGCGUGGAGUCCGGUCGAUCCAUGUGUCAUUGCAUCUGGCGGAGACGAUCAUAAAUGCAGGAUGUGA
This is a messenger RNA of Trichoderma breve, 3864 nucleotides long. Its product is annotated as heterokaryon incompatibility protein (HET) domain-containing protein. The coding region runs from base 1 to 3864 and encodes 1287 amino acids. The transcript has 6 exons. The record is from RefSeq and is a predicted model, not a curated record. Gene Ontology annotation, molecular function: protein binding. NCBI's taxonomy places the organism in Eukaryota, Fungi, Ascomycota, Sordariomycetes, Hypocreales, Hypocreaceae.